UUCUCAUGUCAUGGUGUCCGUGAAAAUCUUCCCAAGAAUCUACAGUUGGAACUUGACGCCAUGCGCAAAGGAAGUCAAAAUGACUUAGAAAUUAUAUACGGGAUUCAACCUACACUGGCGGCUUUGUCUGCUAAACAAAGGUCUAUUUCGCACAUUUACGUCAGGGACGAUCUUCUUCAAUUUCCCUCUAAAUGCUCCACCUAUAAAAACCAGUGGGUGUCAAAUCUCAUUCAGGUGGCUUCUACCUCGGAUAUCAAAAUUAAGUCCGUUCCUCGUGAUUUCCUUUCAUCUCUCACAAACGGUCGCUCGAACCAAGGCGUUGCUAUUGCGUGCACCCCAUUGCCUACGCCAAGUCUUCAUGGUGUGUCUGCACACUCUCUUCUUCACUUUAUUCAUUGUAGAUCUGGUAAUGGCAAAGUAGGCUCUUGUUGUGGUUCGUCAUCUGUGGUGCUGUUUUUGGACCAGGUGCAGGAUGUCAUGAAUGUAGGUAGCAUACUUCGUUCUGCCGUCUUCUUUGGUGUCCCUACGGUGUUAUUUUCAGCUCAUUUCUCUGCAUCCCCAUCUCCUCUGAUAAGCAAGCUUAGUGCUGGAGCAAUGGAAGCCUUACGCUUCUUUCGUGUUUCGAAUUCUGUUUCUACGUUAAAACAAUUGCAUGAAUUCGGCUUCACUAUAGUGGGCACUGCCGGAAAUCAACCGAAGUUUCAGGAGAAUUUUGACCAUAGCCAACCGUUGGAGCUACCGUUGGUCAAACCUGAGAUGGUGGGUGCGUCAGCCACCCAGUCACGCCGGCCUCUUGUCCUGGUGCUUGGUUCGGAAUCAACUGGAUUAUCUGCAAGUGUUUUGUCCGUAUGUAAUCUUAUCAUCAGGAUUCCUGGUCUCGUUGAUGUUAUGGCCGAACGGUUGGAUGGUUCUACCGAGGCGCUUCCCACAUCCCUUAAUGUUGCGGCUGCAACCGCUAUCCUGCUACACAGCCUUCAUCGAAUACGUGCAUAG
Molecule: messenger RNA, 993 nt
Organism: Mesocestoides corti
Lineage: Eukaryota; Metazoa; Platyhelminthes; Cestoda; Cyclophyllidea; Mesocestoididae
Source: the annotation of a GenBank genome assembly